GCUGGGACACCCAGGAGUGAUUGCACAGCAGGGUUUCACCAGCUGGGCUGCCCGGGAGGCAGAGCAGCCUUGGAGGGAGCUGCCCCAACCCCCCUGUCCACCUCCCUGCAGACAUGAAAGUGAUCGUGGGCAUCGGAGGAGUGACCAACAGUGGCAAGACCACAUUGACCAACAGCCCACAAGGCAUGCCCAAUUGCUGUGUGAUCCAUCAAGAUGAGUUUUUCAAGCCCCAAGACCAAAUAGCGGUUGGGGAGGACGGUUUCAAACAGUGGGACGUGCUGGAGUCUCUGGACAUGGAGGCCAUGCUGAGCACAGUGCAGGCCUGGGUAAAAAGCCCCCAGAAAUUCGCCCGUGCCCAUGGUGUCAGCGUCCAGUCAGAUGCUUCAGACACCCACAUCCUGCUUCUAGAAGGUUUCCUGAUCUACAGUUACAAGCCCCUGUUGGACGUCUACAGCCGCCGGUACUUCCUGACUGUCCCAUAUGAAGAAAGCAGACAGAGAAGAAGGACCCGCAAGUACGUGGUUGCUGAUCCCCCAGGCGUCUUCGAGGGCCAUGUGUGGCCCAUGUACCUGAAGUAUAAACAGGAGAUGGAGGCAGAUGGUGUGGAAGUGGUGUAUUUAGAUGGCAUGCAGCCCCGGGAGGAGCUGGUCCACCAAGUCCUGGAGGACAUUCAGAACAUGCUUCUAAACUGCUCCUAGGUGGUGUCCACCCUGCCGGGCUGCAGGGACUCUGGGCACAAUUCUAGCCACAGAACAGCCAGGCCUGCAGUGAUCAGGUUGGACACUGUGACCAUUUCCCUUUGAGGAGUCUGUACAUAGGACGGGGGAUUGGGGAAAAGCAUACUCCCACGCGGUGUCUCAGGGCCCUGGGACCCAGCCCUGGGAUGCCUUUGCCACUUCACCACAUCUUCAUAUUAAACUUGGCCCAGUUUUUAUAACUCUUGGGGUUUAGCGUAUUCUGUACAAGGACCUUCUGCUCCUCCGCUGGUUCCUGGUGGCUCUAAGGAUGCUACUGACAGAGAGCCCUGGCCACUCACAGUCUCCACCUGUUGAGAACUUUGCCAAUGUGACCCUGGGGACUCAGUUUACCUAAACAGGAAAUUUCCCGAGCUUUCAACCAACAGCUGGGGUGACACAGGAGGCCUGAGCUUUUCCCUUCUCUUGGUUGAGCCUCACCUUCUCCUGUCCAAUCCUUGUCCUUUCUUUGUGACUAAAGCUGUACCUGCUUUGUAGGGUCAUUCAGGUUUUUCCAUGACCUAAAAUACCCAUAAAGCACACACGUCCUGUCCAGGGACCAAGCCUGCUCCCUCUCCAAGAGAACUCAUGCUUCCCUGAGCCCUCCUGGCAGCCUCAGCGUGACAUGUUAUUAUUUUUGCCCAUUCAGAGUAACUGGGAUUUGAACCUGGGUCUCCCUUUCUGUGGACAUUCUUUUUGCCUGCAGUGGCUGAAAGGUCUGUGGAGAGCCCAGGAUUGGAGGGGUGGUGAUGGGGCACCUGAGGGAGACACUCCAUGGCCACCAGUCCCCACCGUCAGUCCAGAAAGACAAAAACAAUUCCGCAGUCCAGAAUGGCAUGAAUGGGGGAAAUUAUGAAUGAAAAAAGGACAGAAAGAAUGAAUUGCCAUAUAAUUGAGCAAUUCUAUUCCUUCAAAUAUACCCCAAAUAAUUGAAAACAGGUGAUCAAAUGAAAACAGGUACACAAAUUUAUCACAACAGGCAAAAUGUGGACACAACCCAGGUGUCCAUCAAUGGACAGGUGGACACACAAAGCAUGCUCCAUCCACACACUGGAAUAGGACGAGGUUCUGCCCCACACUACAACAUGGAGGACCUCAGGACACGGUGCUCAGUGAGAGGAGCAGACACACAAGCACACAGCAUGUGACUCCAUUGAUAGGACACGUCCAGAACAGGAUCAAGGGACAGGAAGUGGACUCGUGGGGACCAGGGCUGGGGAGGGGUGGUGGGACUGCUCAUGGGGCAAUGGAAAGUUCUGUUCAAGAACUAGAUAGAGGUGAUGGCUGCACAGCAUUGUGAUGAGCUGGACUGUGCAUUGCACCUUGAGAGGUAAAGCGCAAGAGCGGGAAGGAGGGAGGAGGAGGCACGGCCCAACGCAGGCACUGAUAUGAUUUUAGGCAGGCAGGAUAGAUCUGCAGAGGCACAGGGGUCCCCAAGUGCAGGGAGAGUCCAGACAGCUUCCUUGCUGUGUUUGUAGUCAGCAGGAUGAGGAGAGGCUGUAGGAUGGGAAGCUUGGGUGUCCAGAGCCUUGUCCCCCACAUGGCACAUGGCCAGGUCUGUCACCUCACUGUCUGCCUCAGCCCCACUGCCCCUGCUUUCUACAUUGGGGGUCUGUGCUAUGGGGUCUCCAUGAGCUUUGAAGCUCCCUGCCUUCUUUCAGGGAUGGGUCAGGUGCUGGGUCAGUCUUAUAAGGUCUGUCUCUGUGGGUGCCCCAUCUUGCCUCUGUCCAGCCUUGGGUUAGGGGACCCCAACCUCUGAGAAAUUGCUAGCUUCCUAUGUCCAGUUGCCCAGCUGUGACCCCUUCUAAACACGCCCGUUCUGCAGCAGAAAUAACCCUUAUCAGCAGACAAUGGCUACACUUCUUCACACGUUGGGCCUCAAAACCAGGCACAAGGCAGGGCAUGGAUGAGAAUGUAAAGCAGACAGACAGAUGGACAGAUACAGGGACAGACAAAUAGAUACAUUGAUGUAGGCAAAGAUAGGUAGGAGGAUGGAUGGGUGGAUGGGUGGAUGGAUGGGUGGGUGGAUG
Molecule: messenger RNA, 2764 nt
Organism: Castor canadensis (American beaver)
Lineage: Eukaryota; Metazoa; Chordata; Mammalia; Rodentia; Castoridae
Gene: Nmrk2
Product: nicotinamide riboside kinase 2
Source: RefSeq, a predicted model, not a curated record